Molecule: messenger RNA, 768 nt
Organism: Lodderomyces oxycetoniae
Lineage: Eukaryota; Fungi; Ascomycota; Pichiomycetes; Serinales; Debaryomycetaceae
Exons: 1
Coding region: 1-768 (255 amino acids)
Source: RefSeq, a predicted model, not a curated record
AUGACCGAUAUUAUAGAUAAAGGUGUAAAGUUAUUUGACGAAAAUAACCAGCGUGAUUACAACCAUGUGGUGGAUCCGCAAUAUAAACAAGCGCGAGCUAAAGCUGAUGAGUACUAUAAAAAACAAAACGCUUUAAGUCAACAAUCUCAAGCGGCGUACAAGAAGGGUGAUGGACAGAGAGCCCACGAGCUUAGCGAGCAGCUGAAACAGGCAUUAAAUCAAGCCGAAUACUAUAGUCAACAAGCGGCGGAAUACGUUUUCCGUGAGAAUAAUGCCGAUUCCGCAUUUGAUGAGAUUGAUUUACAUGGCCUAUACGUCAAAGAGGCAGAAUGGAUUUUGCAAAAACGUCUUAGACAAGCUAUUGCGACAAAUCAGAGUCAUUUGAAAGUUAUUGUGGGGAAGGGAUUGCAUUCUUCAAAUGGAAUCGCCAAAUUGAAGCCUGCUGUUGAACAACUUUGUUCUGAGAGCGGGCUAAAGCAUCAUAUAGAUCCGAAAAAUGGUGGUGUAUUGAUUAUUGACUUGCAAAACUCAAGUAGUUCUCAAGUCCCUAGUUCAUGGGCUAACAGCUCCAUUAAUCAGCCUCAACAAGCAUACCACCAGGGUAAUCAGCCAUACUACCAUACUAAUCAGCCACAUUAUCAACAAUACCAAGGUGUCCAACAACACCAACAGCAACAGCAAGGACAGAGCCAAGAUAUCAAAACAGGUAACCAACUUGUGGACCUACUUGUCAAGGCCAUUUGUUCAUGUAUUAGUGCAAAAAAGUAA